AACAGACACCGGCAAUUGAGGGAGCGCGUGUGGAUUUUUUUGGGGCUCUGCUUGCGGGCUCCCCCCUUUCCGUCAAUCAUGCGGCAACAGUUGCACCGUCCUGCCCCAAGACGGUCGUCCCGGCUUCUCCUUUUGCUUGCUUUGGUACUCGGGGCAUCAUAUUCCAAUGCCUUUGUCUCUUCUCCCCUUUUGAAAAAGCUCGCUCCUCUAGCCCACAAACAGAGAUGUCGCAUGUCUGCGCCGCAGGAAGAAGGGUCAUCAAGCACAGACCUUCACACUGCCCAAUCGUCAUUGAGCCUGAAUCGUGCCGAUCUUCUCAAGCGGACUUUAAGGGCUGCUUCCUCCUUCUCUCUGGUGUGGCUCACCGGCCAGCGAGAGGCGGACGCGGGGGAGGAAGGCGCUCCGGACGCCUCCGUGGAGGUGGCUAAGGAAAGUGCACAGCCUGCUCCCGUCUCGCCUCCAGCAACUGCCCCCGGCCCAUUGAAAACUGCCUACGAUUAUGCCGUACCCUACGACGGCGUGCGGGUGCCCCUCGGGAAUUUUCGGGGGAAAGCGGUCGUUGUGUGCAAUGCCAAGACCGACGAUCCGGAGAGCUUGGCGCAGAUUCCAGGCCUCACGUAUUUGACGGGGAAGUACAGCAAGAAAGGCUUGAAGGUAUGGGUGUUCACCACCGAACAAGGCACCUUCGAAACGGACGAGGACCGAGUAAUCCGCAUCAAGUACUAUCAACAGUACGGCUUUGGUCAAUACCCUAACAGCUUGGUGUUCGACAAGAUUGACAUUGUUGGAAAGCGCGCCGAUCCGUUCUACAAAUUCUUGUGCAAAACGUUGCGGAAUCCGAACAAGAUCGCCCGCAUCACUUUGAAUUUUGAAAAAUUCCUGUUGGAUGCCAACGGUCGCCCCGUCCGCCGUUACCCGCGCCGUUACACUGCCUAUGACAUGGAAGAAGAUGUGAAAGCCGUGCUGGCGGGGGAGCCCCUGCCCCCCCCCAGCCCGAAACUGAUCAAAGCCUGGCGCGACGCUUAUGUCGAAGCGGAACGGAGCGAGUAUGCGUUCAAGAAGGGUCUGAAUUACUACGAGCCGUUGGGGGAGGACCAACGCAGCCUUCCCUGA
Nannochloropsis gaditana CCMP526 is the source of this 1113-nucleotide messenger RNA. Its product is annotated as glutathione peroxidase. Gene Ontology annotation, molecular function: glutathione peroxidase activity. The transcript is spliced from 3 exons. The coding region runs from base 79 to 1113 and encodes 344 amino acids. The record is from RefSeq and is a predicted model, not a curated record. Gene Ontology annotation, biological process: response to oxidative stress.